Molecule: messenger RNA, 3974 nt
Organism: Entelurus aequoreus (snake pipefish)
Lineage: Eukaryota; Metazoa; Chordata; Actinopteri; Syngnathiformes; Syngnathidae
Gene: lck
Product: LCK proto-oncogene, Src family tyrosine kinase
Exons: 13
Coding region: 127-1620 (497 amino acids)
Biological process (GO): T cell differentiation; protein phosphorylation; B cell receptor signaling pathway
Cellular component (GO): extrinsic component of cytoplasmic side of plasma membrane
Molecular function (GO): ATP binding; non-membrane spanning protein tyrosine kinase activity; signaling receptor binding
Source: RefSeq, a predicted model, not a curated record
UUUACAGCACAAGUGGUGAAAAGUGAUUGCCAAAGAUCAGCUUUUAUAGAGAAAUAUCUAUGGCGGAACCUAAAUUCUGAUACUAUUGGGUGCGUGAAGUCACAUAUCAUUUCGGAAAAAGAAAAAAUGGGCUGUAACUUCAGUUCUGAGUACUCGGACACUGAAUGGAUCGAGAACUUGGAUGAGAUUUGUGAGCACUGUAACUGUCCCAUACCUCCACAAACCUGCAACCCUUACACAGAUCAACUGAUUCCGGCUUCACCACCUUCAUCUCCUCUACCAGACAACCUGGCAGUAGCGUGCUACAGCUAUGAACCCGAACAUGAUGGUGACCUGGGCUUUGAGAAGGGGGAAAAACUAAAGAUAAUUAACAGGGAUGAUCCGGAGUGGUAUAUGGCAGAGUCUCUCACCACAGGACAGCAGGGCUUCAUCCCACACAACUUUGUUGCAAUGAACACAGUGGAGACUGAACCGUGGUUCUUUAGGAACAUUUCUAGAAAUGACGCCAUGAGACUCUUGCUCGCUCCUGGAAACACAAGGGGCUCCUUCCUCAUUCGGGACAGUGAGACAGCCCCAGGGUCGUACUCCUUAUCAGUCAGAGACUUGGACCAAAGCACUGGUGAAGGAGUGAAGCACUACAGGAUCCGCAACUUGGACAAUGGUGGUUUCUACAUCACCACCAAGAUAUGUUGUAGUUCCCUGAAGGAGCUCGUCCAGCAUCAUUCACUUGAUGCCAACGGCUUAUGCACCAAGUUGGUGAAGCCAUGCCAGUCGAGAAUGCCUCAGAAACCAUGGUGGCAAGAUGAGUGGGAGAUCCCUCGAGAGUCCUUGAAAUUGGUGAACAAGCUUGGUGCAGGCCAAUUUGGAGAUGUGUGGAUGGGUCUCUACAAUAAUGACAGGAAGGUUGCCGUUAAAGUUCUAAAGAUCGGCUCGAUGUCAGCAGAAGCUUUUCUGGAAGAAGCCAACAUGAUGAAGAACCUACUACAUCCUCGCCUUGUGCGGCUCUUUGCCGUGGUGAGCCAGGAGCCCAUUUAUAUUGUCACGGAGUACAUGGAAAAUGGUAGCCUGCUGGAUUAUUUAAAAACAACACAGGGGAGUCGUUUGUCUGUGAAAACUUUGAUAGACAUGGCAUCUCAGGUAGCAGACGGCAUGGCUUACAUCGAGCAGAAAAAUUACAUUCAUCGAGACCUGCGAGCCGCCAAUAUUUUGGUGUCCCACGAACUCAUCUGUAAGGUUGCGGACUUUGGACUAGCUCGACUCAUCGAGGACAGUGAAUAUACAGCCAGGGAGGGUGCCAAGUUUCCCAUCAAGUGGACCGCCCCAGAAGCUAUCAAUUAUGGGAAAUUUUCGAUAAAGUCCGAUGUGUGGUCAUUUGGGAUCCUCCUGACAGAAAUGGUUACAUAUGGACGUAUACCAUACCCCGGUAUGUCCAACCCAGAGGUGAUCCAGAUACUGGAGCAGGGCUACAGAAUGCCAAAGCCAGACAAAUGUUCAGAUGGACUUUAUAAUAUUAUGUGUCACUGCUGGAAGGAGACUCCAGAAACUCGACCCACCUUUGAGUAUCUGAGGAGUGUUCUGGAGGACUUCUUUGUUGCCACAGAGCGUCAGUACCAAGAGUAGCCGGGACUGUUCAGAAAGACUUUUGGACAAAUGUACAAUUGAUUUUAGGCAGCCUGGGAUGUGUUUGUGGGGCACAGCAUGCUCUUGCCAUUUUGGAUCUAAAAUAAAGUGUCUAGGCUAUAGAGCGCACCAGUAUUUAAGCUGCACCCACCAAAUUUUAGAACGAAUAGAUGUUUUACAUAUGUAUAUUAGCCGCACCGGAUUAUAAGCAGCACAUAUAAUAUAUCUCCUGCUUAUAAUCCGGUGAUAUAUAAGCAGUGUUGGGACUAACGCGUUACAAAGUAACGCGUUACUGUAACGCCGUUAGUUUCGACGGUAACUAGUAAUCUAACGCGUUAUUUUUUAUAUUCAGUAACUCAGUUACCGUUACUACAUGAUGCGUUACUGCGUUAUUUUACGUUACUUUUUAUGUAGUAUUGGCUUGAAACAGAAGAUCUGAGUGUGUUGUGUGGCAGCACUACGGUGUCGUUCUUCUGAAUCUCUUGUGUCACACGGAGGAGCCGCCGCGCUGUGUGUGUGUCUGGGUGCAGGAAGAAGAGGGAGGGGAGGGUGCGCGCAGCAGCAUUCGUGAGGGAGGGGCGGAGACAGAGAGAGCGAGAGAGUUGUUAACACGCAUGCGUCGCCAGGCUCAGCUUUUUACCGAUAGAUUUAUCGGAUUUAAUUUUUUAUUAUCUAUAGCAGGGGUGUCAAAAGUGUGCCCCGGAGGCCAUUUGCAGCCCACAGCUAAUGUUUUAAAGGCCCACAGCACUUUCUAAAAAUACUAUUAAAAUAAACAAAAACAUAACAAAAGUGAAAUAAAAAAGCUUAAAGGUGAAAUGUAAUUUAGAAAACGUUGCAAUGUUGACUAAUAAAACAAAGCUGUUUUUUUUUUCUUUCAAACUCAUUGCUCAAAACAUAAUAUUGAAUCAAAAUCAAUGUUAUUAUGAAUUAUAGUACACACACUCUGUCAAUUCUCUUAUAUACUCUUUAUUUCUAGACUUCUAGAGUGUUUGAUUAUCACAUCGCUCUAAAUGUAUAAAAAAUAAAAUUCACAAACAUAAAGAGGGAUCCUAGUGGGCGAGGCCAAUAUUUCCUUAUCUCUAAACUAAAACUGGGGAAAUGUGUAGAGUGUUCUGGGCUUCAGACAAGAUUUUAUUUCAGAAUUCCUUGAGAGAAAAAACGCCUGGUUAGGCUUUGGUAUGUAAAAAUAAAGUUAAAGUACGUAUUUCGUUUACAGCUACGUUGUUAUUAUGCUGUUUGUUACUUAUGUAUGUUAUGUUGCAGCUAUUUAAAAUAGUUUUGUCAAUUUGUUCUGGCCUGAAAUAAGUUGGCCCUUUGAAACAUAUCUUUGUCUUUGUGUGUUGUAUGUAGACCACAUUGCUUAGCAGAGUUCAGUGAUGCAAAUGCAUGUCAAGUUGAUCAACACAUUGUAUUAUUCUCCAGUGCAAUAACAGUACUGAAAUGAAGGCUAAAAGGGCAUUAAUGGGAGCUUUAAAAAAAGAAGUAACUAAAUAGUUACUUUUCACAGUAACGCAUUACUUUUUGGUGUAAGUAACUGAGUUAGUAACUGAGUUACUUUUGAAAUAAAGUAACUAGUAACUGUAACUAGUUACUGGUUUUCAGUAACUAACCCAACACUGUAUAUAAGUAUGAGAUAUAUACCGGCAAAAAAGAUUUUGUAAAUGUUUAUUUACACACCUAAAUUGUUUCCAAACGAUGCCUGUAACACAGCAGUGAAACUGCCGAUCAAACAAAACAGAAGUCAUCAACAUGGACCCACUAGCUACUGAAGCUACAGUAGCUCUCCAAUCAGCUAAACAAACUCAAUAACUCCACUGUGAUGUUUUAGAGAAUUUACAAAACAAUACAAAAAGAAUGCCAUUGUAAGUUAAUAAUAUUAACACAGACACUUGUGAAUGUGUUAGCAUAUUCGCUAAUGUUAACGACGCUAGCUUGAUUACAUUACGAUAGCAUGUACAACAAUGCAUGAAAACACUCCUACAGACAUCCCACAUGGGACGGUUUUGUAAGUAUGAAUUGUUUAAGUCAUAUUGUAAAACGUACAAAUGUUGCAUGGAGUGAUGAAUGAGAAUCCUUUCGAGCAGAACCGGUAUGGACGGUUAUACUUCAGGUUCCAGGCAUGAAACAGGAAGUACAUGUAAACCCGCAGCACCUGCAGUGAGCAAACUCAUCCAAAAGAUGGUGCCACAGCACAAACAAUAACACACCUUUUCAAUGUCUCUGUCAGGCAUAAUAUGAAAACUAUUUGUUGAAUACAAAAUAUUAUUGCCGUUAGCAAAGAAAAAUCCAUUGAUUAGCCACACUGUUUUAUAAGACGCAGUGUGCAAAGCAUUGUAAAAAUGUAGUGGCUUAUA